Messenger RNA from Chondrus crispus (carragheen), 324 nucleotides. The record is from the annotation of a RefSeq genome assembly. Lineage: Eukaryota; Rhodophyta; Florideophyceae; Gigartinales; Gigartinaceae.
AUGAGAAAUAAAAUAAAAGGUACAUCUGUUCGUCCUCGUUUUUAUGUUUUUAGAUCAAACAAACAUAUUUAUGCGCAAAUAAUUGAUGAUACAAAUAAUACUGUACUAACUAGCAGUUCAAGUAUUUCUCAAGAUAUAAAAAUCAAUUAUAAGGUUAAACUUUACGGAAACUGUAAAAUCUCAAAAGUUAUUGGCUGCGAUAUAGCAAAUAAAGCUCUAAAAAAAGGAAUUACUCAAGUAGUAUUUGACCGUGGCCAUAAAUUAUACCAUGGAAGAAUUAAAGCAUUGGCUGAAGCUGCUAGAGAACAAGGAAUAAAAUUUUAA